AUGAUUCGCUCCGUGCUCGAGGGCGAGGCAGAAGAAGCGAGCAAGCCGACAUCGCAACUUACGGGGCCAGGAGGAAGGCCCCUUCCACGGACCGACUCACCUUCGCUAAAGCCCAAAUUGAGCGAGGAGAGGCUGGAUCUCAGCUCUGGCCGAAAAUUCUUCUUUGUCAUCAUGAGCAUCAUCCUGCAACUCACGUUCCUUGGUAAUGCGGUGAUUGCCGUCACACACGCCCUGACACACCAGCACGAGAAUUGGUGGUGUGGCGAAGCCUACGUUAUCUACAUUGUGGGAACAUUCUUCCUCUAUUGCUUAGUCCUCAUUUCCAUCAUCGAUACGCGACCCUCACCAGAUACAUGUCACGCUAUCACCUGGACUGUCAGCGUAAUCCUAGAGGUUCUCCUGGCAGGAUCAUCGUUCGUCCUGUUCUCUUCCUCACAUCGCGAACCAAACGCCUUUGAUCCCAACGGAGGUGAAGCUCACGUAGGAUUUACCCAAUGGGAAGCUGCCCAAAUCUUUUUGGAUGUUGUCAGAAUCGCUUGUCUUUUUCUCCUUGUGGCAUUUUACCUCCUUUUCGUCUUCCUCGGGCAUUGGAAAGCUGACCAGUCGCAUCAUAAUGAGAACGGCCAAGUCAAUGAAAGGACCAGUCUCCUCAAAAAUCACGUAAAUGGGAACCACGAGCAUUCUGACGCUGAAAAUAAGGAGGUUGCCGGCUGGGAGAGGCCCAAAAAACUACCUACUAAGUCAUGGUGGCAAUAUAUCAAGGGAUACUCCUUAUUCUUUCAAUACCUUUGGCCUUCUCAGAAUCGCCGUCUUCAAAUCAUCGCUGGUAUUUGUUUCUUUCUCCUCCUUGUGAGCAGAAUUAUCAAUCUCUUCGUUCCGUAUCAGGUUGGAAAAGUAGUAGAUCUUCUGGGUGCUGAGGAUUGGCAUCAUCCUAAUAUUCCCUGGCUCCAGAUCCUUCUUCUGAUUGUCUUACGUUUUUCUCAGGGCUCGUCUGGAAUUGUUACCAACAUUCGCACCGCUCUCUGGAUACCAAUCAAUCAAUAUUCAUACCGAGAGCUUUCUGUUGCCAUUUUUGAACACGUCCACAACCUUAGUUUGGAUUUUCACCUUGGAAAGAGGACCGGUGAGGUCACGUCCGCAAUGAAGAAAGGCAAUUCGAUAAACACAUUCCUGGAAUCGGUCACAUUCCAGAUUGUUCCGAUGAUCGUCGAUCUUGCCAUUGCUCUGGUCUACUUCAUCCACGAAUUUGACAUCUAUUAUGCAUUGAUUGUGGCGUUGGUAUCUGUACUCUACAUGUACCUCACGAUCCGUAUGGCCCAAUGGCGUUCAGACGUGAAGCGCGAAGUGACAAAUCUAGGAAGAGAGGAGGAAGCCGUUAAGACCGACUCAAUGACAGCCUACGAGACAGUCAAAUACUUCAAUGCAGAGGAAUAUGAGUUCGCUCGCUAUCGUGACGUGGUUGAUCGUUUCCAAGUAAAGGAAUACAUCUUGCUGAAGACCCUAAGUUUGAUGAACAUCGUCCAGAAUCUCUGCUUUACCGUAGGUCUUAUGGCGUCCUGCUUCCUUGCAGCUUUCCAAAUAUCCAUGGGAUUACUUGGCGUUGGAAAAUUUGUUGCGCUCCUCACAUACAUGGGUCAAUUACAACAGCCACUGAACUACUUUGGGACGUUCUAUCGAUCUAUACAAACCGCGAUGAUAAAUUCGGAACGUUUACUGGAAUUGUUCAAGGAGCAGCCGACUGUCGUGGAUCAACCUUGGGUUGGAUCGUUGACAUCUUGCAGAGGCAAAGUACGCUUCAACAACGUUGAAUUCUCGUACGAUCCUCGUCGACCAGCUCUUCAAGGCUUGAGUUUCCUAUGUAAGCCGGGCACGCGAACUGCAUUAGUCGGAGAAUCUGGAGGAGGGAAAUCGACCGUUUUUCGACUUCUUUUCCGUUUCUACAACGUUCUAAGUGGCUCUAUUGAAAUUGACGAUCAUAAUAUUGAAGAUAUCAGCGUAGACUCACUCCGCAGCCACAUUGGUGUCGUACCUCAGGAGGUUGUACUCUUCAAUGAGUCAGUCAUGUAUAAUCUGAAAUAUGCGAAUCAAAGCGCUACCGAGGCAGAGGUAUAUGCCGCUUGUAAGGCCGCCUGCAUACAUGAUCAGAUUCUCGACUUCCCCGAAGGAUAUAACGCUAUGGUUGGCGAACGGGGAAUGAAGCUCUCUGGAGGGGAAAAGCAACGCCUUUCAAUUGCUAGGGCUAUCCUCAAGAAUCCGCCAAUCAUCCUUCUCGACGAAGCAACUGCCUCCCUAGACUCCGAGACUGAACAGCACAUCCAAGAGGCUCUCGUGAAGCUCUCUCAAGGCCGGACUACCUUCGUCAUUGCACAUCGUCUUUCGACCAUCAUCAACGCUGAUCAAAUCCUCGUGCUCCACAAGGGCCGAGUUGCUGAGGCCGGGACACACGAUCAGCUUAUGGAUCUAGGUGAGAAAUACGCUAAGAUGUGGGAGAGACAAGUGAAUUCUCAAGACAUUGUGUUCCAAGCGAAAGCGCGCAAGCGGUACCAUAAGGUCCUCACUCCGACUUCAAGCGCCCACGUUAGCGACGAUGAAGGCCGCGAUAUCCCUCUCGGAUACCGCACUCCGGCUGAAGACGGCCUGCUCUCACGCACUUUGUGA
This is a messenger RNA of Bacidia gigantensis, 2658 nucleotides long. RefSeq lists its product as uncharacterized. The transcript is spliced from 3 exons. Bases 1 to 2658 code for a protein of 885 amino acids. Gene Ontology annotation, cellular component: membrane. Gene Ontology annotation, molecular function: ATP binding; ATP hydrolysis activity; ABC-type transporter activity. NCBI's taxonomy places the organism in Eukaryota, Fungi, Ascomycota, Lecanoromycetes, Lecanorales, Ramalinaceae. The record is from RefSeq and is a predicted model, not a curated record. Gene Ontology annotation, biological process: transmembrane transport.